CAAUCAUUCGGUCUCUAACUAGAAACUAAUCCAUCAAAAUGAAAGUUCAUGUGAGUAUCCUGAUUGUGGCCGCCCUUCUCUCCAGCGCAGUGCUGGCAAAAGACGAGAGAUGUCCUCCAACUAACGAGCCAGGUCAAAACAUCCACUACGCUCAUCCGACCGAUUGUCAUAAAUAUCUCACCUGCAACUGGGGAGAACUGGUUGAGCAACAGUGCACUCCGGGUUUGUUGUGGAACGAUAAUGCUAAGUACUGCGACUAUCCCGAAAAUGUGAACUGCAACGACCAAUCUGGAUCAACCUCCGUUCCUUCGACGAGUUCGAGUCCUGUUCCAAGUUCGACUGUGGAAGUCACUUCAACAACCUCAGCUCAAUCUUCUACAGCCGUACCCGAGAAGAAAUGUCCGGAGCAAUUCGAUCCUGAUCAUCAGGUGUUUCUUGAGCACGAAGACUGUGACAAAUUCUACAUUUGCACCUGGAAUGGACAAGCCGUCGAAAAAGUGUGCCCAUCGGGACUUCACUGGAAUCAACUGCUCAACAUUUGUGACUGGCCCGUGAACGUAGGUUGUUCUUCAAGCUCUUCUAGCCCUUCGGUUUCUCCGUCGACGCCAUCUUCCCCAAGCACCACUCCAGCGUCGACAAGUAGUGCAGCUCCCUCAGAGGGUGAUUGUCCACUAAUCUACGAUCCAUACCAUCAGGUGUACUUCCCUCAUCCAGAUUGUACCAAGUACUACAUUUGCACUUUUGAGGGCAACAAACUGGAGCAAAACUGUCCUGCAACUUUGCAUUGGAGCCAAUCAAACGGAUAUUGCGAUCACCCGGAGCUGGCACAAUGUGUUCCUGGUGUAAUGGCUGUGGAGAUGACAGAUGCAACCACCGAAAAACCAAAGCAGUGCCCUACAAAACCAUUACCCCAGGACUUACCAGUGUAUCUUCCCCAUGAUGACGACUGCACCAAGUACUACAUCUGCGAUCAUGGCAAGCCUGUAGAAAUGACCUGCCCACCUGGUUUGGUCUGGAACGCCCCCAAAGACACUUGUGAUUCUCCCCUCGAAUAUUCUUGCCUCCAGUGAGCUUAUCGAUUGAGCUGUGUCACUCAAUUGGCACUUGAUGCGUACGAAUUUAUUUAUUCUCAAUAGUAGUGUUGCGAAGACGAAUAAGUGGUGUGUGAACUAAUCAUUAGAAAAAUAAACUAUAGGUAGUACACAAAAUCGAUAAAUAAAUAGUUAUUUCAAAUAAAA
Molecule: messenger RNA, 1238 nt
Organism: Uranotaenia lowii
Lineage: Eukaryota; Metazoa; Arthropoda; Insecta; Diptera; Culicidae
Product: probable chitinase 10
Exons: 2
Coding region: 39-1070 (343 amino acids)
Cellular component (GO): extracellular region
Molecular function (GO): chitin binding
Source: RefSeq, a predicted model, not a curated record